GAGAGAGAGGAGAGAGAAGAGACCCUCCUGAUGCUUCAGUGCCGUGCAGUCCGGUGAACCGUUAUUGUCUCCUCGCGCGCUGCCAGAAACGCGUCUUGAGCGUAUUUCUUUGCAAAAGACAACGAACCCAAACCACAUCCGGGCGACAUGGGCAAGGUGGAGGGAGGGAUGAAAUGCGUGAAAUACCUUUUGUUCGUGUUCAACUUCAUAUUCUGGCUGAUGGGAUCCUUCGUUCUGGCCGUGGGCCUGUGGCUGCGUUUUGACCCGGAAACCGUGUCUCUGCUCAGCGGCGAAAAGGCCCCAGACACUUUCUUCAUCGGCGUGUACAUACUGAUCGGUGCCGGCAGUCUGGUGAUGCUGGUUGGUUUCUUCGGCUGCUGCGGGGCUGUUAGGGAGUCUCAGUGCCUCCUGGGUUCAUUUUUCGCCUGUCUGCUGAUCAUCUUUGGAUCUGAGGUGGCAGCUGGAGUGUUUGGAUUCCUAAACAAAGACAAGAUAGUUGAAGAUGUCCAGAACUUCUACGCAAAAACCUACGAUGAGAAUAACAACGGCACGCUGAUCACCUCGUACCAGAAAGUACUGAACUGCUGUGGGACCGUGAAGAGCCCGUGCCCCGAUGCUGAAUCAAGAGUCGACUGCGAAUCGGGCAUCAAAGACUUCUUCAACAACAAGCUCUUCAUCAUCGGGUGCGUGGGCAUCGGCAUCGCCGGGGUCAUGAUCAUCGGGAUGAUCUUCAGCAUGGUGCUCUGCUGCGCCAUUCGGAACAGCAGGGAGGUCAUCUGAGGCCGACGCUUUGACCUUUUCCCCCCCUCACCCUUUCUGUGUCAAGCCCGAUAAGACCGUCCAGCGCUUUGGCUCAGAUGUCCAUCCUCACUCGUUAGCCAGCCUGGGCCCCCAGGAAAAAAAAAAAAACACACCUCAGAGCUUUUCCCCUGGCAGUUUCCAAGACUUUCUUUCUAUUUUUGCUCCCUUUUGCACGCUGAGUAGCAUGAAGUUAAAUUUUUCACAUACCUGACGGGAACGGUUCAGUUUGCGGGUCGUUUCCUUUGCGGCCAUUUGGCCCAUCGCUCCAAAAUCUGAACCCGCACACUGACACAGUGGUGUCAGUCCUUCUUCACACAGCCUUGACACUGACCCCUCGGCUGUGGGAAACUGAAGCCGGAGGGGGCGAUCUGAUGUGAAAACAGCUGACUUUGCUCGGCCACACACACACACACACACACACACACACACACACUCACAGCCAUCCAAACACAGGUAUGUUGUGUUACAUGAGACCACAACCUCAAAAAAGGCUUUCUGGCUUCUCAGUGGGAGUCCGGACUGGGCGGGUCACGGUCAGGGUGCCGAGCGAGGGGAUAACUGGAGCAUGUCUCUAACGCGCUGGAAGCAUGCACUCAGAACACACAGGUAGUGAUCAGUAACGAAGAGAAGAGAAGCCGCUCCAGUAAUGAACCAGUUCCAUAUUUUGGGAAAUCUGCGUGCUUGAUUUCUCGAGCAGUGCUGCACAAAAACAUUCGGCAAACCAAUCAGAUCAGCUGAGAUCCGUUUCCCAAAAUGUUCAACUGGUUCAUCAGUGUUUUGCACCUUUCGUUUUUCACAAUCAUCUUUAAUUCAAUGUGCUGGUGUUUUUUUCUGGUUUUGGAAAUACUUGAAAAAGCCACCCAAAGUGGCACAGAAGGUACUUUUAAAAAUCCAUUGAUGUAUAA
This is a messenger RNA of Salarias fasciatus (jewelled blenny), 1706 nucleotides long. RefSeq names its product CD9 antigen-like. The transcript is spliced from 8 exons. The coding region runs from base 148 to 780 and encodes 210 amino acids. Lineage: Eukaryota; Metazoa; Chordata; Actinopteri; Blenniiformes; Blenniidae. The record is from RefSeq and is a predicted model, not a curated record. Gene Ontology annotation, cellular component: plasma membrane.